UUUUAUUAAUUAAAAGACCUGCAGCGUGACACAUGUAUAACUAAAACUUGCACAAACGAUGAGUCGGGCCUGGUAGUACUCCAUAUUACCCAUAUAUAUCUUCCAUCAAAUAUAUUUUAAUUUUCUUAAAGGAACAUGCUACAUUUCUCGGUUACAAAAGAAAACAUCCGACAUUUCUACGGCUAUAUAUAUGGUACGAAAAAUUAAAUCUAACAAAAGUAAAAGCAAAGGCGUGAGAAAAACAAGACAAACGAGGCUUCUUCUCCAAUUCCCUGGGAACAAUAAUGGCUCACCGUAAUGAAGAAGAAGGAUCUAUUGGGACCUCCAUGCAUGGAGUUACCGCGAAAGAACAUGUUUUCUCUUUCUCUGACCAAGGCGAAGAUGCAUGGUCUUCCCAUAGCGUCCAGUCUGAUGAUCCAACGGCUAUGUUUCCCUUUCCAGUCGACUCAGAACAUAAAGCAAAAGUGUUCAAACCAUUGUCAUUUGCGAAACCACACAUGAGAGCUUUCCACUUAGGAUGGAUCUCUUUCUUCACUUGCUUUAUCUCCACGUUUGCCGCCGCACCUCUCGUUCCCAUCAUCAGGGACAAUCUUGAUUUGACCAAAACUGAUAUAGGAAAUGCAGGAGUCGCCUCCGUUUCCGGGGCCAUUUUUUCAAGGCUUGCUAUGGGAGCGGUUUGUGACUUGCUCGGGGCUAGGUACUUAUAAAGUUUCUACACUCCACUUAUAUUUAUAACAGAAUUAGUUUGAAUAUAUAAUAUCUAACGUACAUACUGUACACAUGCAUUAGAUAUAGGAUCCACCAAUAUGAACAAUCCAAAUCAUGAUGGGAAAAUACAUCAUACAUAUCUCGCGAUUUUUAUAGUUUUAUGCAUAAACUUUAUUAUCCACAUAUACAUCACAUUUUCCACGGUUAAUUUAAAUGGUCUCCGACUAGAAAUAAAAUUAAAUCUACAUUGUACUAAUUAACCAAUAAAAUAAACACAGGUACGGAACGGCGUUUCUCCUAAUGCUGUC
Molecule: messenger RNA, 1016 nt
Organism: Brassica napus (rape)
Lineage: Eukaryota; Viridiplantae; Streptophyta; Magnoliopsida; Brassicales; Brassicaceae
Product: high affinity nitrate transporter 2.6-like
Exons: 1
Coding region: 285-707 (140 amino acids)
Biological process (GO): nitrate transmembrane transport; cellular response to nitrate
Cellular component (GO): plant-type vacuole membrane; plasma membrane
Molecular function (GO): nitrate transmembrane transporter activity
Source: RefSeq, a predicted model, not a curated record